AUGGCUGGAGUAGAAGGACAAAAUGAGAAUGAUGUGAGUGAUAGUAUGAGAAUAAUGUUAGCCAUUCAAGAUAUGGCAUCUGCUAUUCGUGAGACAAAUCAACAAAACCACGAACCCCAUCAGGAAACUCAAGAUGAUCAAAUAAUGAGGAUUCAAGGAGAAUUUCGUAAGACACGACCACCUGUGUUCAAGGGUGAUCCAAACCCUAUGGCAGCAGAAGAAUGGUUAAGACAAAUAAAGAGAAAGAUGAAUGAACAAAGAGUUCCUGGAAACUUGAAAGUGACCAUUGCUUCUACCUAUUUGGAAGGACAAGCUUAUCAUUGGUGGGAAUCUGUCUUGGCUAUGCCUGAUGUUGAGGUUGCAACUUGGGUUGCCUUUGAGACAAUGUUUCUGGAGAAAUAUUUUCCUGAAACUAUGAAAACCAUGAAGGUACGUGAGUUCACUAAUCUGUAUCAAGGUGGUAUGACUGUAGGACAAUAUCAAGCUAAGUUCGAAGAACUCAUGCGUUUUGCUCCUUACAUAAUUCCUGAUGAAUCUGCAAAAGCAAAGAAAUUUGAAGAAGGAUUGAGACUAGAGGUCAAGGAGAAAGUGGAACUUUUUAAAUUGAAAAAGUAUACUGAAGUUGUUGAUCGUGCCUUAAUGGCCGAACAAAGGAUACCUAGUUCUAAAAGAAUAGGACAUUACCGGAGGGAUUGUCCCCAGCUACAAUCAUAUCAGAUACCUGUUGCACCACAACCACAAUCACAGUUUCGUGCACCACAACAACAAUUUCAAGCUCCACAAACACAGUACCGUGCUCCGUACCAAGCCCCAUAUCAAGAUUCACUGAAUCAGUUUAGAGGUCCUGUUAAUCAACAGACACAACGUCCAAGGGGACAACCUACACAACAAAGGCCUAGGGCACCAGGAACAACAAGGAGGUCAGAACAACUCACUCAAGGACGAGUAUAUGUUGUUGGACAAGUGACAGAGCCGAAUGAACCUACGGUGGUGGAAGGUACAUUUCUAGUUUUUAACUCAUGGGCUAGAAUAUUGUUUGACCCCGGUGCUACAAAUUCAUUCAUAUCCGUAUCGUUUGCAUCUAUUCUUGGAAUAGAAUAUGAAUUUAUGAAAUCCUCGUUGAUGAUUGGAUCUCCAUUGGGUAAAUGUGUUGAAGUUAAUAAGUUGUGUAAAUCUUGCCCAAUAGAGAUAUCAUAUCAUAAACUUGUUGUUGACCUGAUGAUAUUGGAAUUCAUGGUGUAUGAUGUAAUAUUGGGAAUGGACUUACUUACCCAAUUUAAAGCUAUUCUUGAUUGCGGUAGAAAGAUGGUGACUAUGACUGUCAAUGAAGGGGAAACAUUCAGUUUUUAUGGAAAUAAGAAUAGUUGCAAGCCUGAAUCAAUCUUGGAUAAUAGAAAUUGCAAUUAUUUGAGGUUGAUAGCUCACAUGGCCAAUAAGGAUUUGGGUGAUCCGAAACUUGAGCUUAUUCCCAUAGUAAAGAAUUUCAGUUAUAUUUUCCCAGAAGAUUUAUCUGGAUUACCCCCAGAACGUGAAGUGGAGUUUCCUAUAGAUAUCUAUCCUGGCACAUCACCUAUCUCUAUACCUCCACAUCGAAUGGCACCAGCAGAGUUGAAAGAACUCAAAAUACAACUUCAAGAACUUGAAAGAAAAGGUUUCAUUCGUCCUAGUACGUCACCAUGGGGUUUUCCUGCACUUUUUGUGAAGAAAAGUGAUCAAAGUCUGAGAAUGUGUAUUGACUACCGUCAACUGAAUAGAGUCACCAUAAAGAAUAAGUACCCUUUACCUAGGAUUGAUGACCUGUUUGAUCAAUUGCAAGGUUCCCGAUACUUCUCAAAGAUUGAUCUUCGCUCUGGUUAUCACCAAUUACGAGUAAAAGUAGAAGAUGUAUCGAAAACUGCAUUUCGAACGCGAUAUGGACAUUAUGAAUUCCUAGUAAUGCCUUUUGGGUUGACAAAUACUCCGGCAGUUUUCAUGGAUUUAGUGAAUCAAGUUUUUCGACCUUAUCUGGAUCAAUUUGUGAUUGUAUUCAUUGAUGAUAUUCUCAUUUAUUAUCAUCUCAAGAAGAGCAUGAACAACUCUUGUCAAUUGUUCUACAGGCAUUGA
Prunus mume (Japanese apricot) is the source of this 2103-nucleotide messenger RNA. The record is from RefSeq and is a predicted model, not a curated record. Lineage: Eukaryota; Viridiplantae; Streptophyta; Magnoliopsida; Rosales; Rosaceae.